Molecule: messenger RNA, 1769 nt
Organism: Diospyros lotus (date-plum)
Lineage: Eukaryota; Viridiplantae; Streptophyta; Magnoliopsida; Ericales; Ebenaceae
Exons: 2
Coding region: 21-1769 (582 amino acids)
Source: RefSeq, a predicted model, not a curated record
ACCAACAGACAGAGAGAUUGAUGGGAUUACAAGGAGAAAUGAAGGGGCAAGAUCUGCAAAAAAUUGAUCACCCAUGCCAUCCUCACCUACUGGAACUUAGAGAAUCACUCCAAGGCCAUGGUGGCUGCUAUGGUGGUGGAGAUCAGCAAGUUUACUGCAACGGAUGCAGGGAACCAAUCUCUUCUUCAUCAUCAGGAGUAUGGGGAGGAGGAGGCGCUUUCUAUGCUUGCCCCAACUCCGAUUGCUGGUUUUUGCUGCACAAACGCUGUGCAGAAUUGCCCCCUGAAAUCGAGCAUCCCUCUCACCCGACGCACGCCCUCACUCUUUCUCCCUUUGUCCUAUAUGAACAUAGAUGCGACGUCUGCCGCUCCAUAACUGAUGGUUUCGUUUACCGUUGUUCCAGCUGCGACUUCGAUGUCCACGUACGCUGUGCUUCAAUGGUGCUCCGUAUCCAAGAAAGGGUCAAUGAGAACAAGAAGAUUCAUGAACACUCGUUGAUGCCCCUCGAGAUGGAAGCCCAGUUCCUGUGUGCUGCCUGCGAUAGAGAACAUAAAGGCAAAUCCUAUCUUUGCCCCACCUGUGGCUUCUGGGCCAAUCAGAUUUGUGCUUCUGCGCCAACCACGGUUAACCUUCACCGCCACCCUCACCCUCUCGCUCUCUUUCGUUCAACUUUUGGCUACUUUGGGAAUUGUGAAAUCUGCAACGAGGAAGUGAAGAGAGCGUAUUGGGCCUAUGUUUACUCGGAGGGAUGCCAGGAUUUCAAAGAAAAGAUUAUUCUUAUCACUUUGCCAGUGCCAGAUGAAUUUGCUGAAUUAAUGACCCAAUUGAUCAAAAAGCUCUGCUUACAAGGAACACAUAAAAGAGCCACCAAGAUUCUCCGUUGCAAAGAAGACCACCCGUUGAUUUUUGUCAACAAGAAAAUUGACGAGUCUAAGGAUGACCAACUAUGUGACGGUUGUGCACAAACCAUCUCAUCCCAAUUCUACCAUUGCGCUCAAUGCAACUUUUCUCUUCACGAGUGGUGUGCUGAAUUACCUAACAAAUUGCGACACAUACUUCAUCCAGAACACUCACUUUCACUUUGCUUGCAUACACAACAAGAAAAGUAUUUUUCUUGCAUCUAUUGUGAUAGCUGUGGUAUGCCCACCAACGGGUUUGUCUUCGGCUGCCUCACUUGUCACUUCAACCUUGAUCUCAAAUGCGCUUCACUUCCAGGAGCAAUCAAACACCAAGUUCAUGACCACUAUCUUGCCUUGAGGAGGGUAACAAGCAAACAUUCCUGCAAUGCAUGUGGAGUAUUUUGCUUUGCAUACUUCACUAUUUUUCAAUGUGAAGGUUGCAAUUUCACAUUGUGCAUUGAAUGCGCUCUUCUUCCAUUUUCAGUCAGGCAUAAAUAUGACAAAAACCCAUUUAUUCUUACUUAUUCCCCCAUCAAAGGCCAGCCUGAUGAGUAUUAUUGCGAAAUUUGCGAGGAGGACAUUAAUUCCAAGUAUUGGUUCUAUCAUUGCAUCGAAUGCGAUCAAUCUCUACAUCCAAAAUGCAUCUAUCCUAUUGAACGAUAUUUGAAUAUCAAGUUUGGUGCUCGCAUGGAAGUGAAUUUUCACUCCGACCCUCAUAGUUGCAUCCGCCGCCCCAAGGCGAGGGUUAAAGACCAGUGUUCUUUGACCCGUGGCUGUGCUUCUGGAAAUUUGGACAACGUGGCCUAUGAAUGUGAGCAAUGUGAUUUUUGGAUGCACUUCAGCUGUCUUACACGGUACUUAAUUGAGUAA